Messenger RNA from Eufriesea mexicana, 1321 nucleotides. It is a transcript of the gene Rad23, whose product is annotated as UV excision repair protein Rad23. The record is from RefSeq and is a predicted model, not a curated record. Gene Ontology annotation, biological process: proteasome-mediated ubiquitin-dependent protein catabolic process; nucleotide-excision repair. The transcript has 6 exons. Gene Ontology annotation, cellular component: cytosol; nucleoplasm. Gene Ontology annotation, molecular function: ubiquitin binding; polyubiquitin modification-dependent protein binding; proteasome binding. The coding region runs from base 145 to 1236 and encodes 363 amino acids. Lineage: Eukaryota; Metazoa; Arthropoda; Insecta; Hymenoptera; Apidae.
UAAGCAUUUGUAAGUUGCUUUAAGCAGUGCCGACUCAUCGCUGAAAAGAUCUUUACCAAAACAUCUUUAUACCCUUAUUACACCAGAUCCUGCAAAGUUUUCUUUAUCAACCGACGACAUAUUACUAAUUCUACAUCCUACAAUAUGAUUAUAACAGUAAAAACCUUGAAGCAGCAGAUGUUUAUAAUAGAAAUUGAUCCAUCGGAAACAGUAAAAGAUUUGAAACAAAAGAUCGAGACUAUAAGAGGUUAUCCUGUUAAACAUCAGAGGUUAAUAUAUGCUGGAAAAAUAUUAAUAGAUGAUCAUCCAUUAGCAGAAUAUAAUAUAGAUGAAAAUAAGUUUAUAGUUGUUUUGGUAACAAAACUUAAAAGUGGUAAUGAUCAUACAACUGAAGAAGAACAUACAAGUGCAGAUAAUAAAGAAGAAAGUAGUACAACCAGCUCAGUAGUACAAGCUAGUUCAAAUCCUACUACUCAGGGUGCAUCAAACCCUGGUAAUACUGUACAAGAACAGUCAGAAGCAAGUACUACUGUUGCAUGUGUUGGAGGACAAGCAGAAAGUGCCAUGUUAAUGGGUGAAGAUUAUAAUACUAUGGUGAACAACAUUGUGGAUAUGGGGUAUGAACGUGAACAAGUUGAACAAGCGUUAAGAGCAAGUUUUAAUAAUCCUGAUAGGGCUGUUGAAUACCUCUUAACAGGAAUACCAGCUCAGCUUCUUGAAGAUUUACCAGAAGAUCAACUUGAGGCACAAGAACAACUUCAUGAUCAUGGUCAACAUCCACUAGCAUUUUUGCGAAUGCAACCUCAAUUUCAACAAAUGCGUCAAGUUAUUCAGCAAAAUCCUCAAUUAUUAAAUGCUGUACUACAACAAAUUGGUCAAACCAAUCCUGCAUUAUUACAACUUAUUUCACAAAAUCAAGAAGCAUUUGUGCGAAUGCUUAAUGAACCUGUGGAAACUACUGGUGGCACAGGAGGAAGGACUAUACCUGUAUCUGCAUCUACUGUUGCACCAGCAACUGCUCCUGGUGGUAUAAGUGGAGGACUUGGUGCAGGUAUAGGAACAGGAUCGGAUGUAGAACCUUCUAUAAUUCAGGUAACACCUCAGGAUAGAGAAGCUAUUGAGAGGCUGCAGGCACUAGGAUUUCCGGAGCAUUUAGUUGUACAAGCAUAUUUUGCGUGUGAAAAAAAUGAAAAUCUUGCUGCUAACUUUUUGUUAUCACAAAAUCUUGAUGACUGAAGUAACGCACUUUAUUGAUUUCAUAAUAAGGAGUUAAAGGACUGAUGUAGGAUGGGUAAUUACACAGACAUCUUGUUAUUUUCAA